Molecule: messenger RNA, 627 nt
Organism: Aphanomyces astaci
Lineage: Eukaryota; Oomycota; Saprolegniomycetes; Saprolegniales; Verrucalvaceae
Exons: 1
Coding region: 104-625 (173 amino acids)
Source: RefSeq, a predicted model, not a curated record
UUGGAUACAGCGACUAGUACAAGACGUCAAGGAUAAUUAGAUAUGAGGAUUCGACAGCACGAAGGAUUUCUCGAGAGAGGGGUGGCUUUUAAAAAAGCCAGGUAUGAAUACAUCGCGUGACUCACGUCAUGCUUUGCAUAGAGGGGAGGGGGACGGUGCCACCGCGGACAAUUUAAUAGUCUUGCGAGGCAGAGCUCUUGCUCUUCUUGCCGUCCUUGGUCACGACACCAGCGGUGGCAGACUUCUUGGGCAACAAAAUGUUGUGGAUGUUGGGCAACACACCGCCGGACGCGAUGGUCACAUCGCCCAACAACUUGUUCAAUUCUUCGUCGUUGCGGACCGCCAAUUGGAUGUGGCGGGGGAUGAUGCGGGACUUCUUGUUGUCGCGCGCGGCGUUGCCGGCAAGUUCCAAGAUUUCAGCGCACAGGUAUUCCAACACGGCGGCGAGGUACACGGGGGCACCGCCACCGAUGCGUUGGGCGAAGCGGCCCUUCUUCAAGAAACGGGCGACACGACCGACGGGGAAUUGGAGGCCGGCCUUGGACGAACGGGACGAGGACUUGCCUUUCUUGCCGCGGCCGCCGGUUGCUUUUCCUUUACCAGACAUGUUCUUGAGUGUACUUGACG